Zingiber officinale is the source of this 1353-nucleotide messenger RNA. Its product is annotated as protein LIKE COV 2-like. The record is from RefSeq and is a predicted model, not a curated record. Lineage: Eukaryota; Viridiplantae; Streptophyta; Magnoliopsida; Zingiberales; Zingiberaceae. The transcript has 8 exons. Gene Ontology annotation, cellular component: Golgi apparatus. Bases 242 to 1006 code for a protein of 254 amino acids.
AAAGCAGCGUGAGAUGAGACUCCAACGCGGACUCCGCUGGCUUCCCGUCUGACUCCGCCCGCCGGCCUUCGACUCCCGAGGAAUAAACUCGUACCAUUAGAAAACGCCAUUCUCCAUCGGCAUUUCUUGCGCUCUACGCUUCGGCUUCCAGCAGUGGGGCGUUAGUCAAGUCUCGCUAUUCCGCGUCGGCGUCGAGAUUGGGAGAUAGAGGGAAAGCGCGCUGAGGAUAGGGAAAAAAAACAUGGCGGAAGAGAAGGAAUCCACCUCCAUUCCGCUAAGCCAGGCGGCGGACCCUGAAGACCCAGCCAAAGCGCCCCCAAUUUCUCCCAGUUCCUCCACCAGGAAGGCCUGUGGUGCUGUUCUUCAGAGUUGGGUGUCAAAGAAAUUUAUGACUGGAUGUGUAGUUCUCUUCCCUGUUGCAGUCACUUUUUACAUUACAUGGUGGUUUAUUCAGUUCGUUGAUGGUUUUUUCAGUCCAAUAUAUGACAAGCUUGGAUUUGACAUCUUUGGCCUUGGGUUCGUGACAUCUUUGAUAUUCGUAUUUCUCAUUGGAAUUUUUGCUUCAUCCUGGUUGGGAUCAACAGUCGUCUGGUUGGGAGAGUGGUUCAUAAAACGAAUGCCCUUUGUGAGGCACAUUUAUUCAGCAUCAAAGCAAAUUAGUACUGCAAUUUCUCCAGAUCAAAAUACCACAGCUUUUAAAGAGGUCGCAAUUAUUCGCCAUCCACGUGUUGGAGAGUAUGCAUUUGGUUUUAUUACAUCUACAGUUGUUCUUCAGAAUGACAAAGGUGAUGAAGAGUUAUGCAGUAUUUAUGUUCCAACCAACCAUCUUUAUAUUGGUGAUAUAUUCUUGGUUAACUCUGAAGAAAUCAUUAGGCCCAACCUUUCUGUUCGAGAAGGCAUAGAGAUCAUUGUUUCGGGGGGUAUGACAAUGCCACAGACAAUUGCUCCUCUACAAAGGAUUCCCCGUAAAAACCACAACAUCAGAUUGAAUAGAAUAACAAAUUAAGAGGUCAUGCCGCCGUUUUGCCAUGGCUUCUAGAGGACAGCCAGAGUACAGCGAGAAGGAGAAGAGGAUUAGUUGGUAAAGCUUGAAGUGUGUUGAUGCAUGAUUUUGUGUUGUAAAGACAUCUAACAUUGAGAGAAUGUUUUUGCAAAAAAAACAAAAAUAGAAGAUUAUGGAUAUGGUACGAUGAACUGCACGGCAAAGCUCGCAUGGUCAAUUGUGUGUUCCAGAAUUACAAUUGUUAGGGUUUAGAAAUUAUCUUACUUGAAUGCCUUGUACAAUCCAACUAAUGUUUUGUGAUGUGCCCUUUUGUUUUAGUUUGAUGGACGAAUAAAUAAUUCCACUAGUCA